Candidozyma duobushaemuli is the source of this 3447-nucleotide messenger RNA. RefSeq names its product poly(A)-specific ribonuclease. The record is from RefSeq and is a predicted model, not a curated record. Lineage: Eukaryota; Fungi; Ascomycota; Pichiomycetes; Serinales; Metschnikowiaceae. Gene Ontology annotation, biological process: nuclear-transcribed mRNA poly(A) tail shortening. The coding region runs from base 1 to 3447 and encodes 1148 amino acids. Gene Ontology annotation, molecular function: protein binding; nucleic acid binding. The transcript has 2 exons. Gene Ontology annotation, cellular component: P-body; PAN complex.
AUGGACGGAUGGGCAGAGCAGGAACAUAGCGGCUACGGCUUGCAAAGUCCAUUAUCGCUUUAUAAGUAUACGAAAUUUCGGGCCUCACCUCGUGGAGACCCCGUUUUACAGCAGCUCAAUAACCAGAAGGGCAUUUUUGCUCUUUCCAAGUCGUCAGUUACAUUCAACACCCCUCGAGGUCUCAAUAAUGCUUGCUUGACGCUGCUGCUGUUCAGUGGGGAUGAGAAGAAGAGCUUCGGUGACUUGUCCUGUAUGACGCUGGCUUAUGCUACGUCAACCGAUAUUAUCGUGGGUGGAAAGAGGUCCUUGAUGAAAGUCGACGUCAACAAGCCUUCCAUUGUUCAGCAGUACAAUCAUGACAAGGAGCUUCUGUUUGUCAAUCACCUGUCUAAGUUGCUUGCCUUGGGAAACACGUCAGGAUCAGUGGACCUCUUUGAUACUUCCUCCAACGAAGUAGUGAAGAGUUUGUCGGGCCAUAGCGGGCUCCUCUCCGACCUUGAUGUGAAAGGAAACUAUAUUGCGACAUGUGGCUACUCGGCCCGCCCUAAAAGGUACGGUUCUUCAUCCGCUUCAUAUGUGGUCGACCCGUUGGUUAACAUCUACGACUUGAGAAUGAUGCGUGCUGUCUCGCCAAUUCCUUUCCCCGCUGGCGCUAGCUUUGCCAAGUUUUACCCAAAGUUGCCCAACAUUGUGGUAAUUGCAUCCACGACUGGUCAGAUCCAGUUUGUCGACAUGUACGACCAACUGCAAGUGCAUUUGUAUCAGGCAGACUUGUCCAUGCCCAACAACGCCAGCAGCGUGGCUGCCACAACGUCCUCCUAUAUGAUCAACUUGGAUGUGAGUGACAACGGUGAAUUUCUCGCUUUCAGUGAUGGCCAUAACACUAUGAGCCUCUGGGGAAUCAAUUCUGGAAAUAGCGGAAACUUCGUCAACUAUCCUACUUCAUUAGACCUUCCAGAAGUCACCUCACAGCCAAGUGCUAAUUCCGUGGGAUUGGACGAACCCUACCCGCUCAAUUCUGUUGGAAUGCCAUAUUACAAGGAGUUCCUCACAUCGUACUUCCCGGCUGAGAUGAUCUUCACCAAGGAGCUUCUGAAAACCCCAAUCAAGAUUGACCAAGAGCUUCUUGACUUGAGUGAACGAAAUCCUGGUAAGAUCCUUCCAUAUGACACAUCCAAAUAUGGUCCCCGCAAUGUUGUGAGGGAUGACGAAGAAGAUCACACUAAGGCACCGGAGAAGGACAGAAGCAUCAAUUUGAAGCAAGCUCUUGUACCCAAGUUUAUCAGUGAAAGAAGCGCCACCGCGUCCCCUCUACCGAGAGAUGCAGACAUCGGCUCUCCUAGCACGAGCUCAAUAGCCUCAUUCCAAGAACCUCAGACGCCGAGCGAUAACCAAAAGCAUCUUCAAGCGUCAGCGUUCGAAGACCAAAAUCAUGACAAGACCAUUUUCCAGUAUAAAUCACCUUAUGCAAAUCAAGUCCCCUCAUGUUACAGCAGACUUGAAAUCCAGUACUCGAGAUUCGGUGUUGAUGAUUUUGAUUUCGACUACUACAAUCAAACAGGUGGACUCUUUUGUGGUCUUGAAAAUCAUUUGGAUAACUCCUACGCCAACUCUUUAAUCCAGAUAUACAGGUUCCUGCCAAUCUUUUACAGCGUUGUCACUGGCGCUCUUCUCGAAGAAUGGCUUCCGAACUCCACAGAGGUCCUCAUUAACCAGGAGAAUCCUCAAGGCUCUUCUGUACUCAAUGAACUUGGGUAUUUGUUCGACAUGAUGCAUAAAGCAGAGGGAAGAAACGUCAGCAUAAAUAACUUUUCCCUGAUUCUUAACGAGAGCCCUAUUGCAAAAGCUCAUGGGCUUAUAAUCAAGGAUGAUGGCAAAUCUCUUAAUGCUCGAGAAUUGCAAAAAUUGAUGAUCACUUUCAACAAGUUCCUCGUGGAGUCUGUUGUCAAUGACUAUGCCAAGCAGUUCAAUCUUUAUCUUCAAGACAUGACAUCAAUGCAUUAUGAACUCAACAUCUUCACAAACAAGGGUGAACAUAUAGAGAGACAAACAGGGAGUCAAGCGACACUUGACUUGAUGACGCCGCCUAUUAAUAUCGUCAACAGGCUAGGUGGUGGCACAUACACCCCACCACAGGCUUCAUUGACCAAAAGGAAUUACACUUUGCUCAAUUAUCUAGAGUACUCAUUGAACCAGAGCAAGGUGUUACCUCCUUCCAACCUGAACCCAUUCCCCUUGGAUGUGAAGCAGACUUUAACGAAAUUGGGCCCACUCUUGCUGAUCAACAUUCCUUUCAGCGCUCAAGAGUAUGAGCUCCUAAGGCAUUACAAAAAGUGGCUCGUGCCAGAGUUCUACACCACUUUGAACAACAACAAGGUUAAUUUCAAGCCCGUCGUUACCCAUUUGAACCAAGAGACAGAUAAGUAUGAGCUUCUUGGAUACUCGUGUCAAAUCAAUCAUGACGCUAAUACGACCCCUGGAAAGCACAACAUGAUAUCGUAUAUUAAGAUCAAGUCACCCGCCUCAGGCAAAGAUCAAUGGUUUUUGUUCAAUGACUUUUUGGUAAUGACUGUGCCAGAAGAUGAAGUAUUCAAUCUUUCCUACAGCUGGAAGAAGCCCGUCGUGUUGGUCUACCAUAAUGUUGAAAACCCCCACAACCAAAAUUUCUCCUACUAUGAGAUUGAGUUCUUCCGUUCCAUAAAGCGCCUUGAUGACUCGAUCUUAUACAGAGACCAUUUUGCAUGCGGCAUAAGAGAGGGCUUCAAGAAAGAGUAUGAGCUCUUGACGAGAGAGGAAGCACCAGAGGUCGGUACCCUCGUUGCUCUCGAUGCCGAGUUUGUCUCUCUUAAACCUGAGGUGGCAGAGGUCAGAUGUCCCUCUAAGAAGCGCAUUGUUCGUCCAAAGGUGCUCUCAUUGGCACGUAUUUCAGCACUUCGGGGAGACAAGAAUGGUAACGGUGUUCCUUUUAUUGAUGAUUACAUUGUCCACACAAAACCAAUCUUCGAUAAUCUCACUGAAUUCUCAGGUAUCGAGGAAGGUGAUCUUGAUCCAAACAGAUCUACAAAGACUCUCGUGACUCUACAGACUGCUUAUAGAAGACUCUGGCUUCUAUUGAAUUUGGGCUGUACUUUUGUGGGUCAUGGCCUCAAGAGUGAUUUCAGAUGCAUCAACCUUCAGGUGCCCAAAUCUCAAAUCCGUGAUACGAUUGAGCUCUUCUAUUUGGCGGACUUCAAGAGAAAAUUGAGUCUUAAGUUCUUAGCAUACGCUGUACUUCACCAAUCAGUGCAGACAAGUAAUCACGACUCAAUUGAGGACGCCAAGACAGCACUUUUGUUAUACCAAAAAUACUUGGAUCUCAAAUCCAAGGACGCCUUUGAGAGGACUUUGAACAAUGUCUACAACAAGGGAUACAAUCUCCGUUUCAAGGUGCCAGACCUGGAGUAUUAG